Messenger RNA from Dermacentor albipictus, 1025 nucleotides. RefSeq names its product small ubiquitin-related modifier 1-like. Gene Ontology annotation, biological process: protein sumoylation. NCBI's taxonomy places the organism in Eukaryota, Metazoa, Arthropoda, Arachnida, Ixodida, Ixodidae. The record is from RefSeq and is a predicted model, not a curated record. Gene Ontology annotation, molecular function: protein tag activity; ubiquitin-like protein ligase binding. Gene Ontology annotation, cellular component: nucleus; PML body.
UAUACCGGCAUUGCCAUGCAUACCACAGCGCAGCAGCGCCAGAUCGCCUUCCUCGCUUGUUGCCACCUCGAGUGUGCUGCGGUCAUCUCUCCUGACGUCACAGCUCUCGUGCACUCGCCGCCAUCGUCCAGACCCUUGGGCGAUUCCGCUGGCAGCUGUACGAACUGUCCUAUCUCCCUUCCGGAUGACUCUCUUGAUCUGACCGCCACCACACGUGCCCGGAGCCCUGGCAUAGCUGGCACACUGAACCGUCCAUUCACAUUCAAGCCCAGUCCCAUGACGUCAACGAUCAUGCCUAUGAAUUCCCAGCCGGAUCCUUCCUCCUUCAGAGGGCAAGGUGGCAGCAGUACGAGCAUCAUGCUUACCCGCUGCCUAUUUCGUACGCAGAGCCUUCACAGAAAUUUCGCCACCGCGUGGACGGGGGCAGCACCGGAGCGGGCGGCAGCAGCAGUACGGGCGGCAUCCGUACUGACUCGAGUGUGCGUGAGCCUAGCAGCCGCAAGGUCCUGUUUACAGUAUAUCCGGUUGGCGCGAGAGCUUCACAGACGGGUCACCGUACUCCGCGGUGCUCGGACCCCAGAAACAGCGCUACCCGAUCGAGCCAUCAUGUCCGACGCCGGUCAGGAUCCCAAGCCCGAAGGUUCGGAUUGCGAGUACAUCAAGCUCAAGGUGGUAGGCCAAGAUGGCAACGAGAUACAUUUCAAGGUCAAGAUGACCACACAGAUGGGAAAGUUGAAGAAGAGCUACAGUGAGAGGGUGGCCAUGCAAGUGUCAUCCCUUCGCUUCCUGUUCGAUGGCAAGCGCAUCAAUGAUGAUGAAACACCUAAGCAAUUGGAAAUGGUGAAUGAUGACGUCAUCGAAGUUUACCAGGAGCAGACGGGCGGCCUACGGAUAGCACCAGCUAGCCUCCGGCCAUCAUCCUGAAUCAGCUUCCCUCCCCCCCCUCCACCGAUGCACCAGCGCGCGCGCAUACACACACACUCGUCAAACAUUAUCAUCUAAUAAACCUGCCUCACAUUCAGUCA